Naegleria gruberi is the source of this 447-nucleotide messenger RNA. Its product is annotated as cofilin. The transcript has a single exon. NCBI's taxonomy places the organism in Eukaryota, Heterolobosea, Eutetramitea, Acrasida, Naegleriidae. Gene Ontology annotation, biological process: actin filament severing; actin filament depolymerization; cell motility. Gene Ontology annotation, cellular component: actin cortical patch; actin cytoskeleton; cytoplasm. The coding region runs from base 1 to 447 and encodes 148 amino acids. Gene Ontology annotation, molecular function: actin filament binding. The record is from RefSeq and is a predicted model, not a curated record.
AUGAUGCUCAAUACACAAGUGAGUGAUGAAAUUAUUCAAUCCUAUGAAGAGAUGAGACUUGGAAAGGGAAAAUUCAAAGAAAGCAAGUUCAUCGUCCUUCACAUGGAAGAAGGUUCAAUUCAAAUUGAUCAAAAUUUAACUCGCUUACAAAAUCUUGAUGAAUUGGUUGACAAAUUGCCAGCAAAAAAUUCUCGUUUUAUUUGUUAUCAUUUGAGUUUUGAAAUGCCAUCCCAAACAAGUGGAUUAAGAGAAGGAAAGAGAACGAAAAUGGUAUUUAUUACUUGGUGUCCAAACGAGGUAAAUGUCAAGGAAAAGUUUAAGGUUGCUGCCACUUGUAAAACUGUCAAAGCAAAGCUUAAUGGAAUGUCAAUGAGUUAUUAUGCUGGUUGUAAAGGAGAACUUGAUGAAAAGCAACUCAUUGAAAAGUGUAUUACAUUUAUCAAGUAG